This is a messenger RNA of Protopolystoma xenopodis, 435 nucleotides long. NCBI's taxonomy places the organism in Eukaryota, Metazoa, Platyhelminthes, Monogenea, Polystomatidea, Polystomatidae. The record is from the annotation of a GenBank genome assembly.
AUGACUGCUGCAUCUAUUAUAUUCCUUGAGGAUGGUACUGUAUUGACUGAUGAUCAGGCAGGCAUUGAGAUAGUCCGACGUGCCCAUAGUCUGCUCUCAGAAGACCUUCGUGCAGUUUAUGGAGAGGAAGUGGCUCUGCUGCCGAUGCCAAACGUAGUCCAAACCGAUCAACCGCUACCAGACCCUAAUUCGGAUCUUCCUGAGCCAAACAUAAAAGGUGAAAAGAUGACCGCUGCAAAUAAAUCACGCUUUGGCCUGAGCUCAGCCGAGCUUUGCCCACUUACGAAAGAGGAGUCUCUUAAAAGCGCUCAGAUUGGGUCAAGCUUAAAAUCCACUACAGCUGCUAAAGGUGACACUUUGAUGUCCCCUGGUCUGGACUCUUCUCCGAUUGCCAAUUGCCUUAAGACCGAGGAACAAGUGCAGAAUCAAGGACGU